CAGACCACGGUGCUGUCGUGCCACCCGAAGCCAGCCUCGACUGCUGCACAUCGGAACAAGGCUCCCUGUCGCAUGCGGACCUCGUUGCUUGCCUUUCUCGAUUGCUUUUCGCCAAUACCAUGAAUAAAGUCGGGGAACCCACUUGCAUGGACUGGGCCAUGGAGCAGGGCCGGUCCUUCGAUGACGGGGAGAGCGACAGUCCCUUGAACCCCCUGGUCUCAAAGCACUCAACGCCUGCUGCAACGGCGCAGGGAGGACAGUCCCCUGGCUCGUUCCGCCGAAACGGCGUGGUGCUAGACUUGAAUGUCCGCUCCCUAUUUAGCAUAAGCGCCGCACGCAGCCCGCAGAACCGCAGCCGUACGCCGGACAGAUAUCAACGAGGUAAUUCGCCAACGCCAAACCGGAUGAGCAACAACACGGCCGGCAGGGGCCACGGACUACUCAUACCCCCGUCACUGUCCGACUUGUCCUUACGAUCGGCCAGUUCCAGAACCUUCUGGCAGAGCCGGUCCAGCACCCCGAGCAGGAAACGCAGCUUGGAGCUGAACUUGUUUGACGGCUCGCCGCAAUCCAAGCGACGUUUCGUGACAGAGAUGAACAACAGCACGGGGGCGUCCUUACGGUACUCGGCCCCGUGCGUUCAGCCUAGUUUAUUGGACGGGGCUGCGCGCCGUAGAGGGGUUGGGCUCUAGAGGAGAAGCGACGCUACCAUGCAGUCCAUCAUUCCCAUGGGGUCGAAUGACACCAGUUUGCCGCCCAUUGCUUCCUACUUCGGCGCAGAAUGGGAGAAGGUUGGAGGAAUAGUGGACGAGGCGUUCCCCGACUUCUUCUGCCCUGUUCCCCUGGCAAACUCAUACCACGGAGCUGAUAGCACAUCCACACCGCCGGAGAAGCCAGAAGUACGCAAGGGGAAAGGGUACUAGUUUUGGAGCCUGGCC
Molecule: messenger RNA, 938 nt
Organism: Parathielavia appendiculata
Lineage: Eukaryota; Fungi; Ascomycota; Sordariomycetes; Sordariales; Chaetomiaceae
Exons: 2
Coding region: 120-692 (190 amino acids)
Source: RefSeq, a predicted model, not a curated record